Molecule: messenger RNA, 990 nt
Organism: Penicillium samsonianum
Lineage: Eukaryota; Fungi; Ascomycota; Eurotiomycetes; Eurotiales; Aspergillaceae
Exons: 2
Coding region: 1-990 (329 amino acids)
Source: RefSeq, a predicted model, not a curated record
AUGAGCCAGUACCGGGGUGCGCUAUCAUAUCACUGCGACGUUUCGUACGAACAAUCCGAGAGAUACACGUUGGCGUGCUAUGCAGAUUGCAAAGACCAGCUCGCUAGCAAGCUUUGUCCUCUGCCAAAAAACGAACAAGAGAAGACCGUAUCCAAAGAGAGAUUUUAUCGUGCGGUAAUGGGGCGCGUUUUGGAUACAAAAGCGUGGCAGUUUCUUGCGAUCGUUGAAGAUUCUGAUAACCUAGACCUUGACAAUCCUUCAUUCGACAAAGUCAUGGAUAUGUGGUCCGGUAAUCUUGACCGCACCUUACAAGAAAGCCUUGAAAUUCUUGAAAUAUUUGAUUAUACGUUGAACUUUUUGCUACACCGUGUAUUCAACUCCCCUGAAGACAACCCGUUGUUGGCAGACCUGAACACCACAGGUCAAACUCGAAGUGAUAUGUACCUUACUUCUAACUCCACAAUCCUAUCCGCUUGGAAUGUAUUUCUUACGCGUGUCCAAACAUUUUUGACCCCUUUUGACAUGUUGUCCUUAUUCAAGGGAAAUGACGAGACCAAAGCGGAAGCUUCACCCCUCCUGUUCCAGAUCAUCUGGGAAUCAAAUAAGGCCGAUUCCAUUGGAACCAUACCUGGAAUGAGACAGGUUGAAGAGGACGUGGUAAGCAAGCUGUAUAAGCUGUCUCCUGGGAAAUGGAAAGGUUCUAUGGCCUUGGAUCAUACUCAUACGCCCUGGGAGGAUUCUGAGGCCUGGGAGGAUUCUGAGGCCUGGGAGGAUUCUGAGGCCUGGGAGGAUUCUGAGGCCUGGGAGGAUUCUGAGGCCUGGGAGGAUUCUAAGGCCUGGGAGGAUUCUAAGGCCUGGGCGGUUUAUCGCCGUCAUCAUUGGCGGGAUAGGAUCAGAGGACAAGUAUUUGCAGAUUCAAUCAUUGACAUGGGCCCCUAUGACGUGCAAGACAGCAGUCUCUGGAAGAUUGGUUCCUUCUUAGAGAUUUGA